This is a messenger RNA of Spodoptera littoralis (African cotton leafworm), 812 nucleotides long. NCBI's taxonomy places the organism in Eukaryota, Metazoa, Arthropoda, Insecta, Lepidoptera, Noctuidae. The record is from the annotation of a GenBank genome assembly.
GUUUCUUCUACAAAAGUAAUAUCGAACAUCUCUUGUCCCCAGAUUACAUGGAGUCGAUAUGCAAGGACCACUUCCUCCAGCGACAGUACCGCAAGGUGGACGGCGGCGUGCUCUGGUCGCGCAACGAACGUAACCUGGACUGCACGGUGACGUUUCAGACGCACAGCAUACUGCAGCGCUUCAUGCUGCACUUCGACCUGCUGCAGCUCGACUGCAACGAUCAUCUCUACGUGUAUGAUGGGGCACAUGCCACGGCACCGCCGAAGGCUGACCUAUCGUGUCGCAACACCAAGCAGCAAGUGGGGGCGCUGUUCACCCGCAGCAACUUCGUGACUCUCAAGUACGUCACGGACAACUGGGGCACGGACGCCAACGGGUUCCGUCUCGUCAUCACUGCCGUCAAAGACCCCAAACAUGGGUGCAAGGAGUUCCGGUGUAAGCAGCGUGAGUUCUGCGUAAGCGCAGACCUCACCUGCGAUGGCGUAGAUCACUGCGCCGACGGCUCUGACGAAGACACCGCUACACUGUGCCCAGAGAGCGGAGGCACAGGCGCGGGCAGUGCGUGGGUGGCGGGAUGCGCAGGUGCGGCGGCGCUGGUGGCGGGAGCGGCUGCCACGGCUGCGUGCUGCGCCUGCCGCCGCCGCGCCGCUACUCAGCGGACUCGGUUACAUUUGCAAGAGCUGGCGAGCAGUAAUGGCGGCGGCAGUGGCGUGGGCGCAGAAGCAGGCGCGACGCGACUGCCGGGAAACCCGGAGCUCCCUGCGGGCCCGUGCGGGGCGGCGCGGGCGGGCCGCCUGCGGCGGGCGGCCUGA